CGUGCAGCAGGUCGAGUGGCGAGCACACAAGUGACAUGGACAUUCACACAGCAGGCCUCUUUCUAUUGUGCAUCUACGUCGUCACGGGGGAAAGAUCUUUCUGGGUCAAUACAAAUGAAAGCACCGCCCAUGAGUUAUAUAAAACUGAGACCCCCCUUUCCUGGUGGGACGCAGCAAAUCACGGGUGUGCCAAAUCCGAUGGACAUCUUUUUGUUCCCCAGAGCGAGAGUCUUGGAGAUCGUGUGAAAAACUUAAUAGAUGAGAACAAGGAGUAUUGGGUUGGUGGAUUCCAAUACUCGUACUUGAAAUGGACGGGGGACAACACAAGGUACCACACGAGAGUCGGUUACUUGUCCGCUGUUUUUGUGACCCUUGUCACACCUGUCACAUUACGGCACAAUUCUGCAUCAAGUUGCGGUUCAAAGUGUGGAACCAAUCAUCGACUAUAUGGACUUAAGGGAACAUCCUGUUACUGUCUUGGUAACAGUUGGAUUAGCGGAAUUGCUGUAGGACACAGAACGACAGAGAUCCAGUGUCCUGGUAACUACGAUCGGUGUGGUGAUCAUUUGGUUAUGACUGUAUACAGAAAAGAUGACUACAGAAGGUACCACACUAGAGUCGGUUACAUGUACGCUGGUGUUUUGACCCCUGUCACAUUACAGGACAAUUCUGCAUUUAGUUGCGAUUUAAGAUGUGGGAACAAUCAUCGACUGUAUGGACUUAAGGGAACAUCCUGUUACUGUCUUGGCCUUUACUCACGGUCGUACAACAUUACUGUAAGCCACAGUGCGACAGACAUCCGAUGUCCAGGCGAUUACAACGAGCGGUGUGGUAACGAUAUAGUUAUGACUGUGUACAAGAAAGGUGACAUAUACGUACCUCUGUCAACGAAUGGAGCGUGCGGUUAUGUAGAAAGGUAUUGGGAUUACAACUGGAGACAAUGGUACCCUACAUAUCACCUCGAUAACAACUGUGGCCACAAGAGACCAUACGCAUGCGCAGACAAAGGUUGCGAUGGAAAACCGUGUGUGAGGACACCAGCAAAAACAUGGGAAGCAGCACAAAAGGACUGUAGACUGGCAAAACCUACUAUCUCAAGCAACUGGUAUAAUCUAUAUCAAAUAUCUGAUCGUCAAUGCUGGAUUGGGUUGUAUCGAUCCAUCGAAGGAAAGUUUAUUAACGGGAAAACAAUUGAAAACAACGUCAACAUGUAUUACUCAGACCAACGGUGCCUUGGUGUGUUAAGAACUGGUAACUCCUUGCACUUCAAUUGGUACGACUGUCAUCUUUCGUAUCCAGCUAUUUGCAACCCAGUGAAACGCGAAUCAACGCCAUUGAUAUGGGGAUAUACUUCUGCGAUACACUCAUCUACACAAGUGGUAGGUGCAUCGACAAAAAUGACACAGGCGACACAACCUUCUUUAUCUGUGUUUCUAACAUCGCCAAUGGAACCACCUGCCACAACCCAGAAGGACCUGUUACCAACGGACUCUUCAGAAUCAUCUGUUGAACGUACUACCUCUCAUCCAGUAGACAGUUUUGUAAAUCAAGGAACAGACUCUGUAGAAGAUCACCCAUCUGGAUUUACAGUGAUGCACAUUGUGGGUGCGGCGAGUGUCCUGGCUGUGGGGAUUGUUAUCGCCCUGGUGCUUGUACUCUUGAAAAGACAAAGACGUUAUUGUUUCAAGAUAGAAGACGAGAGAGAAGAUGGUGUCCAUUAUGACAGAGCUAGAGAAAACCUCUCUUACUCUCUUUGUGGUCCAGUGUCACAAGGUGCUACAAGUGAGGAUGCACAUGUUUGUCCGGUGCAAACUGAAAGUACAAGCCCAAGGUCAACAAGGAUGUCAAGGGUUCCCAUUCAAAAUCGUGUCAGCAACAACGGUUUCAAACAGGAAGAAAGUUUUUACAACGUUCCGGAUGAAAAAUCGCCAGGACAACCUACACAAAUUGGACAAAUAAUUCAAAUCAAUGACACAGCUGCAAGUCCUCAAAACAAAGGUUUUGAGGAUGACGGUCAAUACAACGUCUUACAUGGGGGAGGGUUGGCAAGUGAUAGUAAAUCUGGAUUGUAUGCCCACAUUGGACCAAGCGGCGGGGAGGUGGAGUAUGAUACAACACGACAUGCCCAAAAUAUAGGACGAUUCGACGAUACCUACAACCACAUUGGUCUGAGCAAGAAACCUGACGUUGAUGACGAAGAUCAAUAUAAUGUAUUAAGCCUUAAGAGUCCCAACUGGGCAGCUAAUGCAAGUACUGGAGUGUAUGACCAUACAACACCUACUGCAGACCAACGGAGCAUGGCCUCAACGGUACAAGGACAGAGUCAGCACGUCUCAGAUGACAUUUACAGUCACAUAGACAGAGCAAGCAGGGGGCCAAAGAAAGAGGAACACGAUGUAAACACGGAGGGAAAGGAAGGCAACGGUGAUGACGCCCAGAACCUCAACGGUAAAGCCGACGUUGGCUGUUGCAGUGCAGAUGUUUCAGAUGGUGCUGGUACAGAACAUGUGUAUGGUAACACAGGGGAGAUAAUCGGUCCCUACAAUAAAGCGCCGUGUGUCGAGGAUGAAGCAAACUAUUAUAACAUUGACUCAAUACGAGAGUCCAAAUUGGACGAAACAUUAACGGGAGGCGAGGGAGACACUGUAUAUAGUCUUGCGCGUGGAAUCUCUGAUAAGUAAAAUAACCACGGUCUUGUAAUUCAUACAAACUGCAUAUUAUGCAAAUUGAGAUGCCGAUUUAAAGUGAUAUGUAUAUAAACUUAAACAUUAUUGCAAAUAUGAAAUAUGCAUGGUAAAUAUUUCAAUUUAC
Molecule: messenger RNA, 2811 nt
Organism: Haliotis rufescens (red abalone)
Lineage: Eukaryota; Metazoa; Mollusca; Gastropoda; Lepetellida; Haliotidae
Exons: 12
Coding region: 36-2681 (881 amino acids)
Source: RefSeq, a predicted model, not a curated record